Molecule: messenger RNA, 656 nt
Organism: Melanotaenia boesemani (Boeseman's rainbowfish)
Lineage: Eukaryota; Metazoa; Chordata; Actinopteri; Atheriniformes; Melanotaeniidae
Product: niq CART3-like
Exons: 3
Coding region: 117-425 (102 amino acids)
Biological process (GO): G protein-coupled receptor signaling pathway; adult feeding behavior; negative regulation of appetite
Molecular function (GO): neuropeptide hormone activity
Source: RefSeq, a predicted model, not a curated record
GCCGCGCGAUGCGGAGCGUGCUGCAGUCAGCGCGUGAGCUCCAGGUGUUUCAGGUGAAAGCAGCGCGCGGAGUCUGAGACGUUUCACUUUUACUUUGUUUGGUUGUUGUUGUCAACAUGUGGGCGCGAGCUGUGCUGUGCGCGGCGCUGCUGUCCGCCUUGUGUCCAGCUGGGAGGACGGAAGCCGAGAGGGACGAGAGAGAAGUGCAGGACUACCGAAACUCCAACAGACUGCUCGGCGCCCUGCAUGAAGUCCUGGAGAAGCUGCAGACCAAGAGUAUCAGUCCCUGGGGGAAGAAGUACGGACAGGUGCCCUCUUGUGACCUCGGCGAGCACUGCGCCGUGAGGAAAGGAUCUCGGAUCGGGAAGAUGUGCGACUGUCCUCAAGGAGCCUUCUGCAACUUCUUCCUGCUCAAAUGCUUAUGAGCCAGUCAGAGUAUAUUUUAAAUUGUAAAGUUUACAAAUAUAAAUAAAGAUGUGUUAAGAAGUGUGAAAUCAGUGAUCUGCAUUAAAGACGUUUUGCUUUAAGCUGACUGUUUUUCCAUCAGCCAUGUUGGUGAAGAUGAAGGAUAAAACUGGGAUUGGUGGGAUUAGACUGACCAGGUUACUCUAACAUGUCUGACUCCAGUAAGAUGAUUAAAGACUUCAUUUAUUUCA